UCCAGGAAAAUGGACGUGAAACAAACCUCACGUAACGGAACCAGGACCAAUUGGCUUCCAGGGUGGGCGGGACAGUAGCAGAUAACGGACCCAAAAAUCCCUCUGUCUGCUGCAGUUAACGUGCACCUCUGUUGAUAAUUGUGUGAAUUAUUAUCAGAAACAUUAUGAGUUGUUGUGUCUGCCCUCCAGGAAGACGACAAUCCCGGCUACCGAUGUAGAUACACGCUGAAUCAGCGAGAUGUCUCUGGCUCAGAGGGUUUUAUUGACCUGGGUCUUUACCCUGGUCUUCCUCAUCAUGCUGGUGCUGAAACUGGAUGGGAAGGUGCAGUGGAACUGGUUCCUCAUCUUCCUCCCGGUCUGGGUAUUUGAUGGCAUCCUCAUCCUCAUGCUUGCCAUAAAGAUGGCAGGCCGCUGCAAGCCCGGGUACGACCCCCGCAACGGCUCCCCCGACCUGCGUCUGCGGGCCUGGUACCUGACGGCCAUGCUGCUCAAGCUGGGCUUCUGCCUGACGCUGUGCGCCAAGCUGGAGAAGCUGGCCGAAGUAAAGCUGACGUUUGUGUGCAUACCGCUGUGGACCAUGCUGCUGGGGGCGCUGGUGGAGCUGGGGCUGAAUAUCUUCCCUGAGAGGAGAGAGGCCUAGGAGAGAGGGAGGAAACUAUCACAGAAACCAUUGAGAAUACAUUUGUGGUUGUAUGACCAGAUUACGUGGAUUAUGAGUUUUUGUUUUGUUUCCAGACAGGACUGAGGCUCAACAAGGAAUCAAACCUUUAUUUCAGAUAUAAGUACUCCAAAUCCAAACAAUAACAGACAUUGUGUUAAACAUUUAAAUCCUGGGGUAUUCAGACCUCAGGGGAGCAGCCUGUGAUGGCUUCAGCAUGGGAGGAACUUUAUCAUCUAAAAUGUUUAAAAUAACUGAAAAUCAAUGGCUUAUUUUUCCUUCCAAAGGAAAAUAAAUGCCACAAGGGGGUUAACUGUAAAUAUAUAAUAAGACUACUGUGAAAUCUACACUGGAAGAAGCGUAAACAUGUCACUUUUUUUAGAACAUUUUUCGUUUUGUUUUCCUGAAUUGUUUUCACUGUAGAUAAGCUUCCACUUUGGGAGGAAGUGAAAGUAUUUAGUUUUGUCUUCCUCUGCUUUAUUUAGCUGCAUGCUAAUCAUGCUAGGAACCAAAUCAUCGGCUGUACAUUUUGCUACGUAUGCUUCACAAACUGUCUAUACGCACAAAUACUCUUUCCUUUAAUCUCUGGGCUAUGCAGAGUAAUAGUCAGCCAUGUUAUUUCCCACUUUAUACAUUUGCUUUCUAAGUGCUUCUGACAGCAGCUUGGUUUGGCUGCAAUCACUUAAGGAAAUUGCAGGAUAUAAAACUAUCUUGGAACAACUCGUGAUUUUUCCGCAGCCUGCCCUCUCUGCUCUGCUCAAUGUCUCUUUUGUACCAUGUAAAUCAUCAUAAGCCCCAUCGGAAAUCAGUAAGCUGUUAUUACCGUAUGUACAAGGUCCAAGGCCGCUAGGAGAAACUCCAUGACAUGUAUAAUGAUAAAUAUCAUGUUCCCAGUGUAUAUUAUUAGGGUUUAUACAUGCAUCAGGAUACUUUCUCCCAGCACUGUUUAGUUUGAAAUGUCAGAUGUUCUGGUACGGCUAUGAGAGACGUUUGUAUUGUGCCAUUUUGUUUUCUAUGAAUAUUUCAAAAACAUUCUUUGCGUUAUUUUGCACUUUGUUAAAAUGAAAGAGGACGAGUUGUCGUACGGGCAAAAGUAUUUCAUAAUUGUUGCACGUCUUGUAAAAAAAUAAACCCAUCCUGAACAUUAAA
Messenger RNA from Eleginops maclovinus (Patagonian blennie), 1807 nucleotides. Its product is annotated as transmembrane protein 60-like. The record is from RefSeq and is a predicted model, not a curated record. NCBI's taxonomy places the organism in Eukaryota, Metazoa, Chordata, Actinopteri, Perciformes, Eleginopidae. The transcript has 3 exons. Bases 239 to 640 code for a protein of 133 amino acids.